AACAUUCUCCAAUAGUUGUUGUGUGACUUGUGUCAUAUCAACGGCAUGUUUCCUUUUUGAGAAAAAGUAAAGAAAACAGCGUACAACAGCUAGCCAAAGAAUAACCAGUAAACCAACUCAACCACCAUUUGACCCAUACCAUUCUUAGCGUACCAUUUCAAUUUCUCUUCCAUUCUUCCCAAAAUCCCCAAAUUACAGGGUUUGAGGACCCCAAUUACAAUUCCUCUGAAACCCUAAAUUUUCAUAAUUUAACCUCCAUUAAAAUGUUUCACCGUAAUUUCAAUUUCUCUUUCUUAACUUUCUCUCUCCUCUUAAUUUCCUUUACUCAAUUCGUAAAAUCCGACACCCAAACUUCCGUCAUUAGAUUACCUUCCGAUUUCUCCGGAAAUGCUGAAUUAUGCUCGCCGGAAGAAUCAUCCGGAAAAUCCUGCCCGGUGAAAUGUUUUCGACCCGACCCGGUUUGCGGCGAAAAUGGGGUAACUUACUGGUGCGGUUGCGUCGAUGCUCAUUGCGCGGGUACUCGAGUCGCCAAACGUGGGUUUUGUCAGGUGGGAAAUGGUGGAUCGGGCCCAUUGUCGGGUCAAGCUUUUUUGUUGGUUCAUUUGAUUUGGUUGAUUGUUUUAGGGUUUUCUGUUCUUUGUGGGUUGCUUUAAAAUUUUAAGGAUUUUUUUUGAGAUUUGUACUAAUUCUUUGUAGAGGGAUUGUUGUAUGUAAUUGAGAAAAUGAGUUUGAUUUUAGGCUCUAAUUUCAGAGGAUUGUAAUAUUUGUAAAUUUUUAAAAAAAAAAUUGUCGGGGUGUGAUUAUUAUUCUUUUAUGCAAGUAUUUGUAUUUGAAUUAGACAAACUCAUAAAUGAAAAUUUCUUAUUAUUUGCUUUUA
Messenger RNA from Chenopodium quinoa (quinoa), 877 nucleotides. RefSeq lists its product as uncharacterized. The transcript has a single exon. NCBI's taxonomy places the organism in Eukaryota, Viridiplantae, Streptophyta, Magnoliopsida, Caryophyllales, Amaranthaceae. Bases 264 to 653 code for a protein of 129 amino acids. The record is from RefSeq and is a predicted model, not a curated record.